AUGGGUGAUACAUCGAAAGCAAACGUGGAGUUGUUCUCCGCCGACUCAACCGUGCAGGCUCGUUUGCUCGAGCAAGGUGGGAACGCAGCCAGCGCACAAUUACAAGCAUGGGCACCUGCUCCCACUGCAUUCGAUACGAAUGGAGCCAACACCAUGGAUAUCGCGGAAAACGAAACCCCAACACGACCCGUUACGUUGUCACAAAUUAUUGCCGAGGACUCAGACUCACAAGCCUUCGAUCAUGGUGUGAAUUCGAAAGCCAAAACGCCUUCGAGGCGACCAGUAGAGCGUGUGCGAGGACAAUCGAUAUGUUCUGUGUGCGACACCGACUUGACGGGAAUCGAUCGCUGGCGACGCCUGAAUCAUUUCAAUCGCUGUUGGUCAAGGUUCUGUAACGCCAACGUCAGCAAGAAGACCGAAGUGAAUCGUCCUGCUGAAUCAGAUGCACAUACUAGCAUCUGUCUCCUCUGCAAAAAGGACUUGAACAACCUGGCCACUAUGGACGCAUUUGAGCAUCGGGUUCUCUGUUUCCGAAAUCAAAAGUCGAUUCCUACCACUUGCCCGAAAUGCAGUAUUUCUUUCUUCGCCAACUGCGUAUCACGGAGUCUUGUAAAGAUCGCGGAGCACCUCUACGACUGCUCCGUUCGCCCUGAAGACGAAACCUUCAAUGUAGCGCAAGACACUUGGCUCAAGCGAAACGAUGAACGCAAGAACACAAUGAAUUGCCCAUUCUGCUCAAAAUCCUUACGCGAUCUGGACGCCAUAGAUGCUCUGUACCACCGGAAGAUUUGCCUCGAACGCACAAGACCUGCUUAUUGUCCUAUCUGUUUCGAGAGAUUGCCAUGUUUUUCACCGCGCUCUUCGCUGGAAGACCAUCUUUGGCAUGUGAGGAACUGUCAACAUGAGGACUCGUUAUCAGUCGCCGACAGAUUCAAUCAGGAUAAGCUGGCACUUUGUGCAUCAGGUCGCGUCCGGUUGAUAUACAGCCUGUUCGGCCUGCACAUUCUACAUAAGUAUACGACAGGUCCACGCAAGGGCUGGGGGCACAAGCAGCACUCACACUCCUAUUGCAACAAGAGAAAAGCAGGAAAAAAAAUCGACUUGGGUCUGUACUUGACGCCAAACAGCAAUCUGAGGACUUUCGUUACGUAUGCCGGAGACGAUGGCAUCAUGCUCGUAGAGAAAGUACCAAGUAUUAGGGCAGUGUGGAACAAACUCGCGAUCUUUCGCAGAUCGGCGUACUGCGUCUAUGGGACGCCAAAGCACGGGAGAAUUUUCAUGGGUUUCAGGAGCGAGAUCGAGAAGUAUGGUGUUGUGCACAAUUGGCAUGAAGAGAUGGAAAUGGAAAGUGCAUCGACAACGUCAGCAUCAUCUUCGAGUGCAACGAGUCGAACAGUUGUGACGCUGUCCUGUGAAGGUAGGAGGCUCUGCGCAGUGGAGACGGCAAGGCGGACAGGGAUCCGAGUACCUCCAGGCUUUGAUUCGGGUGCUGGUGAGUCUGGAAAAAAGCUGUCAGGUGAGCUGAAUAGCGAUAGUGGACUUGCAACUUGCGAGGGUCACGCUGAAGGUGAUAUUGAAAAGCCGUCCUGUUCUACUGAUGAACCUCAAGAUCACCACAAAAGUGUAGAAAAUGUGGACCAGAAUUCGGUGUAG
Molecule: messenger RNA, 1653 nt
Organism: Didymella exigua CBS 183.55
Lineage: Eukaryota; Fungi; Ascomycota; Dothideomycetes; Pleosporales; Didymellaceae
Exons: 1
Coding region: 1-1653 (550 amino acids)
Source: RefSeq, a predicted model, not a curated record